Messenger RNA from Leishmania major strain Friedlin, 3492 nucleotides. Its product is annotated as putative copper-transporting ATPase-like protein. Gene Ontology annotation, biological process: monoatomic cation transport; copper ion homeostasis. The record is from RefSeq and is a predicted model, not a curated record. NCBI's taxonomy places the organism in Eukaryota, Euglenozoa, Kinetoplastea, Trypanosomatida, Trypanosomatidae. Gene Ontology annotation, molecular function: P-type divalent copper transporter activity; ATP hydrolysis activity; copper ion binding. Bases 1 to 3492 code for a protein of 1163 amino acids. The transcript has a single exon. Gene Ontology annotation, cellular component: membrane.
AUGGGCGCGACGACUGCUCAAGUGGCUGGCGAACGGCAAGCAACGCGCCGCGUCACGCUGAACGUCUUUGGGACGACGUGCAGGGGAUGCGCUCAACACGUGCAGGAGAAUUUGAUGACACUGGAGGGAGUGCACUCCGUCUCCGUGGACCUCGACGCUCAGCUUGCCGAGGUGGAUGUGGACGCAACCGAUGCCGCUACUGAGUUUCGAAUCGAGAAGAAGAUGGUUUCGAUGGGCUACACAGUACAGCCCGCGGUAUUGCCAUCGUGCGGGGCGCCGGGGCGAGAAGAGAGAGAGCUCUCACCAGCGCCGCCCCCUUUGCGUCCCAGUGCGGCGAGUCUCUCCCACCUCUCCUCCUUCGCCUCCGUGUCGACGUGCUGUACGUCACAGCUGCAGCGGUCCAGCGAGACGUCCAAGUCGACGGAAACGAGCUCGCUGCGAGAGGGCGGCGGCUUCUUACCUUUCUCUCGCCGCUUCCGCCGGGUGCCGUGCGGCUGCGGUGGACGCGGGUGCCUGUGCGCCUACGCGCCUGAGCCGGUGAUGGUGACGGAGGAGACGCGUCUGCUUCCUGAAGAUGACUCGGAGGAAUGCCUGUCGGAGAGGGCCGAGGUGCCAUCGUCGGUGGACAUUACCGUGGCGACCGUCCAGGCGUGCGCCUCACCGAGGCGCCGUGCCCCGGUGGGUGUCCGCGCCACGUCGACGACGGCUACAGCGGCAGCGGCGGCAGCCACAACAAACCUCCUGAUCGAGGGCAUGUCGUGCACCUCUUGUGCGGCGCGCAUCGAGGCAAAGCUCAAGCAGCUCAAGGGCGUGCUCGGCGCGUCUGUAAACUUCUCAGCCAUGAGUGGGCAGGUACUGCACAACCCGGCUCUUGCACCACUGCCGAAGGUUGUGAGCUGCGUGGCCGACAUGAGCUACAUCGUGACGGCGCAGGACACAACCGCCCCACUCGGCACCGCCGACGGCGAGCAACCACAAGAGGGCGAGUGCAAGUGCCCCACCAACCUGCAAGCCGUCCCGGUGCACGUAGGGAGCGUCAUGUCGGGCUAUGAGCAUCGCCUGGUUGUUCUAGGUAUGUCAUGUGCCUCCUGCGCAGCCCGCAUCGAGCACCGGUUGCGGCAGAUGCCCACUGUCCUGAACUGCACCGUCUCCUUCGUUACUGGCACCGCCGUCAUCACCACCUGCACCCCAAGCGGCUUCACGGACGCGUGCAGGAUGGUGCGCUCGAUGGGGUAUACAGUGACAGAGACGGCGCUGAUGCAGCCCGACUCCUCCAUCAGCCGCACUCGUGAGGCACUCGAGCGCGCGCGCGAAAUUGCGGAGCAUGAGCGCAACCUGAUCGGCAGUGCACUGUUGAGUGUGCCACUCGCGGUGGUGAUGGUCUUGACGGUGUUCAUGGACAUCAUGGCGCGGCCGCUGUUGGCGCGCAUGAUCGACGGGAUGCAGUUUUGCGCUGUCACCCCGAUCGUCUUCCACUUUGGUCGCGGCUUCUUCCUCAGCGCGUGGCGCAGCUGGCAGCACGGCGCCUACACGAUGGACACGCUCGUUGCCAUUGGCACCGGCUGCACAUACGCCUACUCCACCGUUGUCUACCUGCUCACGCUGUUUGUGUACCCGCAUGCGCGUAUGAUGACGUACUUUGACACGGCAGGAAUGCUGACAACCUUCAUGCUACUUGGCCGCUUCCUCGAGGCGCGGGCAAAACGCAGCGCAAGUAGGGCAGUCAUUGAGCUGAUGAGUCUGAUGCCGACAACGGCCGUGUGUGUGCAGCCGGACGGGAGUGAGGUGCGAGUGAGCGCGUCGCAGCUGCAGAAGGGCGCCCUUGUGCGUGUGCUGGCCGGCGAUCGUGUCCCUGUCGACGGCACUAUUGUCGAAGGCAGCUCCGAGUUGGACGAGCAGAUGGUAACAGGCGAGUCGCUCUCGAAGCAGAAGAAGCCAGGUGAAGAGGUGGUUGGCGGCACCCUUAACAUCACCGCAUCGCUGCUUAUCCGCGCGGACAAGGUUGGGGAAGAGACGAUGAUCGCGCAGGUGCUGCGUAUUGUGCAGGAGGCUCAAAACACAAAGCCGUCUAUCCAGCGCGCUGCCGAUCGAAUUGCCAUGUCGUUUGUGCCCUUCGUCCUUGUUUUCUCCCUACUGACGCUCAGCUUAUGGCUGAUGCUCGGUGUGACGGACGCGUACCCGGUGUCGUGGCGCGGGGCUGAGACAAGCUGGCAGGCGUUCGCCUUCAACUUCUUCAUUUCAACCGUUGUCGCCGCCUGUCCGUGCGCGCUGGGGCUGGCCACUCCGACAGCGAUCAUGGUGGGCACCGGCGUGGGGGCAAAAAACGGAGUGCUGGUGAAGAGCGGCACGACGCUGGAGGAGGUGCGACGCGUGAACUGCGUUGUGCUCGACAAGACAGGCACCAUCACCAACGGUCGGCUGGAGGUGAUUCGGACGCACAUGAUAAUGACGGGCUUGGCGUCGCCCCCAACGACGACCGCCCAGCCUCAUGGCAGCUCGGAUGCCGCCUUGGUCCGUUGCCUUGUCGGGCUUGUGGAGGCGCAGUCGAACCACCCUAUCGCGAAGGCAGUCAGCGCCAAGCUACUGGCGGAGAAUGACAGGGGCACGGACGAGGUGCAGCGCCGCGCACGCUAUGGGGUGUCAUCCGUGGUGACGCAUGGCGGCAAGGGCGUGGAGGCCUCGGUGGCUGUGACCCCAGCAAGCGGCGGCAAGGACGAGGUCUCUUCCGAACCGCCACCGCCGCGAGCGCAUCACGUCCUCGUCGGGAAUGUGGCGCUUCUGCGCGAGCACGGCGUUUCGUUAACCCCUGAGGUGGCUCACCUCGUCGAGGAGGAGAACGGGCACGGUCUGACAACUGUUGUGGCUGCGGUUGAUGGCGCAGCGUGCCUUGUCGUCAGCCUUGCCGACAGUCCGAAGCGUGAGGCGCACGGUGUCAUCCGGUAUCUGCACAAGGCUGGGAUUCGCGUGCUGAUGGUCACGGGCGACAACGCCGGCGUGGCGGGCCGGAUCGCGGCCGAGGUUGGAAUCCACUCGAAAGAUGUGUACGCCGAGGCGCUUCCCAUCGCCAAGGCGGGGAUUGUGAAGGGUCUGCAGGAGCAGGGGUUGCGGGUGAUGUUCGUUGGCGAUGGCAUCAACGACAGCCCCGCCCUGGCGCAGGCCAACGUCGGAGUCGCCCUCGGCGCUGGUACCGAGGUGGCGAUUGAGGCGGCCGACGCGGUACUCGUGCGCGAUAGCCUUGUGGACUUGCUGAACUUGCAAUCUCUCUCCAAGGUCACUGUGCAGCGCAUCUACGGCAACUUCAUCUGGGCCUUUGGGUACAAUCUGCUGAUGCUCCCCGCUGCCAGCGGGCUGCUGUACCCUUUCUUUCACAUUCGUCUUCCUCCCGUCGUGGCGGGCGCGGCGAUGAUGCUGUCCAGCCUCAGCGUUCUGACAUCGAGCCUGACCAUCCGCUGCCUCCGCGCACAUUGCGAACGCGAUUUCUAUUUCAUGUGA